This is a messenger RNA of Tetrahymena thermophila SB210, 1076 nucleotides long. RefSeq names its product peptidase M76 family protein. NCBI's taxonomy places the organism in Eukaryota, Ciliophora, Oligohymenophorea, Hymenostomatida, Tetrahymenidae. Gene Ontology annotation, molecular function: metalloendopeptidase activity. The transcript has 2 exons. The record is from RefSeq and is a predicted model, not a curated record.
AUCGAACACUUAAGAAUAAAAAUUUUCUAAUUUUAUAGCAAAUAAAUAAAUAAAUAAUUAAUUCUAAAUAGUUUGAUUUUUUGUUGGAUUAGUUGGUUGGAUGCUAAAAAUCUUAAUGUAAAUCUCAUUUUGAAGUAUUUAAGUAGACUUUAAAAGUUUCAUUAAAAUAUUUUGUUCAGAAUAAAAAUAAAUUUAGAAAAAUACAGCAAAUGAGAAUGAAAGAAUUAUUUAUUUUUUUGAUGCAUCUUAGAAGUGUUUUGAAUAUUUCUCGAAAGAAUAUAAAAGAUAAUUUAUUAAAUAUAAGCUUUUUUUUCAUUAGAAUUUCGAUAAAGUUUUUAAACUAGAAAAUUAUAUAGAUAAAAAUAAAUUAAGAAUAAAAUAUGCCAAGAGUAUUUGAUCCUGAAAGAGAUGAUCCUACAGUGAAGUUAAUUAAAGGAGUAACGACGUUUUUUGAAGAAUAAAAAUAUAAGCUGAGCGACAAUGAAAUAAAUGAAUUUAUUAAGCAAAUGCUAAAAAGAGAGAGAUAUUCUUAAAUGGUUCAAAAGUAUCUAUAAAAUAAAAUAGAAUUCCCUGAUAUUAUCAUAAAAAAUUCAUGCAGCAAGGGACAUUUCUUUUUUAAUACAAGCAAUUACCCUUUUCAAUAUUUUCCUUCUGACUAUAAUUAGUAGAAGAACGAAAUUAUUCUCUGCAAAAACCAAAUUAAAAAUCUCUUGGAACUUCAAGAAAAUUUAGACAGAGAGCUUACUCUUGCAUAUGAUCGCAAUGUUGAAAAGAAAGAUCUUUCUUCAGAUGCUGAUUUUGCUUGCUCAUAAAUCAGGGCAUGCAGAAUACAGCUUGAUAAUUAUAAAAAACUCGACGAUGGUUCUAAGAGAUAGCUUAGUUAAACUUGUGCUAGAUUCUUGUUUAGACAUAAAGGUCCGAAUUAAGAUAAGCUUCCUCAUGAUAUGUGGGUAAGAUAUACUGAAAAAAUAUUAGAUAAAUUUGAUUACUGUUAUAACCUAACCUACCCUUUUAAGUGAUUUUUAUGUUUUUAUAAUUAUUUGUUUUGAAUAUCCAUAGAUAGAAUUUAAUCUAAA